This is a messenger RNA of Humulus lupulus (European hop), 873 nucleotides long. RefSeq lists its product as uncharacterized. The transcript is spliced from 4 exons. Bases 1 to 873 code for a protein of 290 amino acids. The record is from RefSeq and is a predicted model, not a curated record. NCBI's taxonomy places the organism in Eukaryota, Viridiplantae, Streptophyta, Magnoliopsida, Rosales, Cannabaceae.
AUGGCAUCUAAUACGGAUUGGGAGGAUGUGCUAGAUUGCAUUACCCCUUCAAUUACCGAUGAGAAAAAUAUGGAAUUGCUAAUGCCUAUUUCAAAGAAGGAAGUAAAAGAUGCACUAUUCCAAAUGAAUCCAGAUAAGUCUCCAGGUCCUGAUGGUAUGACUCCUGAGUUUUAUCAAAAUUUUUGGAGUAUUGUGGGUAGUGAUGCUAUGCAGCAGGUGAUUGCAAACAGGUUGAAGCUAGUGCUGGGCCAUGUGAUUUCAGACACUCAAAGUGCUUUUAUACCUAGGAGGUUGAUUUCUGAUAACUUCAUGGUCUCUUUUGAAGUCAUGCAUUAUCUCAAGCAGAAAAGAAAGGGUAAGAAGGGAUACAUGGACCUUAAAUUAGAUAUGAGUAAGGCCUGUGAUCGUAUUGAGUGGGCUUAUCUUCGUGCAAUUUUGGGGAAGAUGGGAUUCACAAGAAGAUGGGUGGAUAUGGUCUUAUCAUGUGUGGCUACAGGAUUCUCUACUCUCAUUAACAAAUAUGAGAGACGGGGUCGUUUAAAAUGGUGUAAGGUGGCUAGAGGGGCCCCUGUGGUUUCUCAGAUGUUAUUUGCUGAUGAUAGUUAUCUUUAUUGUCAAGCUACCGAGGGAGAAGUGAGAAAUGUGUUGGAGUUGCUUGAUAGUUGUGAAAAGGCUUCGGGUCAGAAGAUAAAUUUGGACAAGUCUUCUGUGUUUUUCAGUACAAAUUCAUAUCAGAACUCUAAGAAUCAGAUUUGUUCAGUAUUGGGCAUAGCGGAGGUGGAAGUUGGUAGUACUUAUCUAGGGUUGCCUAAUAUGAUGGGAAGGAACAAAUCAACAAUACUUGGUUUUCUAAAAGAUCGAAUUCAGAAGUGA